GCUCUCCUCUCCCUCUCAAGAUGGCGGCGGUCGGCGGCGCUGAGGCGGGAGCCGGGCCCGCGGAGUGAAGGCCUGGUCCUGUAGCCGGGAAGGAGUCUGGAAACGGCGCCACAUUCUCAGGUCCUGCAGGACGGCCAUGGCUUAUGAUGACUCCAGGAAGAAAGAAGAUUGCUUUGAUGGUGACCAGAGUUUGGAGGACAUAGGACUGGUGACUGGCCGGAGCCAACGAGAGAAGAAGCGUUCUUACAAGGAUCUUUUAAGAGAAGAGGAAGAGAUUGCUGCUCAGGUCAGGAAGUCCUCCAAGAAGAGGUUGAAGGAGAGAGCUCUCUUCUCCCUGGGCACGGACGCGCACAAGAGGAGGAGGAAGCAUUCCUCCGGCGAGUCCUGCUAUGGAGGACAGUGGUUCUUGUUCUGAUUGCCGAUAAACCAGUGUGAAGGAGGAGAGAGGUGGAGGGCUGGGAUUGUGGAGGAUUCAGCAUAGAAGAACAAUCUUCAUUUGUGAUACACCAGAUCUUUCGCCUUUGGAGUCGUCACAGAAGAAAAAGAAGAAGGUGGUGCCAAGUCCCCCGCCCUCCGAUACAGCCAUGGACCUGCUGAAGGCCAUCACAUCCCCCCUUGCAACAGGCUCCAAGCCCCCCAGAAAGACUGGGGAGAAAUCCUCAUUUUCUUCCUUUAGCUCCUCGAGCUACUCAGAAAGCAAAAAAGAGCAGCACCCCAGGAAGAAGGGGAGCAGCGGCAGUAGCGGGGAGCUCUCCCUUGAGGACGGUGGCUUCCACAAGGCCAAAAAAAUGAAACCGCUUUAUGUUAAUACAGAGACCUUGACCCUGCGAGAACCAGAUGGCUUAAAAAUGAAACUUAUUCUCUCUCCCAAGGAGAAGGAAAGCAGGACAGGUGACGAGGAGCCUUUCCAAAAUGCUCCUCCACAAGGGACAACAAAAAAGUCCUCCAAGAAAUCAGCUCGAGAUGAGCAGGGCACUUUCCUCCUCGGGCACGAGCUGCAGAGUUUCCUAAAAACAGCCAGGAAGAAGCACAAGCCAACCCCGGAGCAGCACCCCUCUCCUGGCCCUGAAGGCUUCGGGUCCGAUGUGUCCAUCUUUUCAGAACCCCAUGGCACCGACUACGAGCUCUCCAGCCUCGAGCCCGCCCUGGAGUCAGGCUCAUCCUCAGGAGCCGAGCUGGAAGCUGGUGAACUGGUGAUCGACGACUCUUACCGGGAGAUCAAGAAGAAGAAGAAGUCCAAGAAGAGCAAGAAGAAAAAGGACAAAGAGAGACACAAGGAGAAGCGGCACUCCAAGUCCAAGAAGAGCCCUGGACUCUCCUCUUCGGCCUCAGCUGGGGGAGACGCCCCUGGCACAAGUCCCGGCCCCCCGCCCCCAACCAGCACACCUUUCCCCGGAGCCACGCCUCCGCCACCACCACCACCAGUCUUCCACCCUGAUGGACAGAGCGAGAAGAAGAAGAAGAAAGAAGAGAAGGAGAAAGAGAAGGCAGACAAAGCAGAAAAGCCAAAGAAGAAGAACAUGUCUGCCUACCAGGUGUUCUGUAAGGAGUACCGGGUCACCAUCGUGGCAGAGCAUCCAGGAAUAGAUUUUGGGGAACUGAGCAAGAAAUUGGCUGAAGUAUGGAAACAGCUGCCAGAAAAAGACAAACUGGUCUGGAAGCAGAAGGCCCAGUACCUCCAGCACAAACAGAAUAAGGCUGAGGCCACCACGGUGAAGAGGAAAGCAGCCGCUGGCUCUGAGGGGGCCAUGAGAGUCAAAGCUUCUCCUGCUGGAGUGAUAUCGCCUCAUAAAAAGUCCCCUUCUAGCACAGCAGUGCUGUCUUCCUCCCCAGCCAAAGCUCCUGAGACAGAUCCCAUCGACGUAGCUGCACACCUCCAGCUCUUAGGAGAAUCGCUGAGCCUCAUCGGUCACCGCCUGCAAGAAACAGAGGGGAUGGUGGCCGUUUCCGGAAGUCUCUCAGUUCUUCUCGAUUCUAUCAUUUGUGCUCUCGGCCCUCUGGCCUGCCUGACCACGCAGCUGCCAGAGCUGAAUGGCUGCCCGAAGCAGGUCCUGUCCAACACUCUGGACAACAUCGCCUACAUCAUGCCUGGACUCUGACAACUAAGGAUUCUGGGACACACCCCCGUCCUGCCCCUUUGCUGGCUCACGUGGACAUGGACUCUUCUAACGCCCUUUGCUGGCUUCUGGGUGUAGGUUUUAAUGUUUUUAACACAUGUACCAUAUAUACAUAGGAUUGUAACUACCUACUUUUAACAAUUUUAUGGAACGUGAAGGCUCAGCCAAGGGGAGCCUUGGCUUAAAUGUGGGUUUGGGUUUUUAAUUUUGUUUUGCUUUUCUUUUCUCCGGUGGUGGAUCAAUCUGCCUUAAAUCACAGAAACUUGGGGGCCUGGGGGGGGUGUUCUAGGCACCGAAGGCACCUCUUUUAUGGACAGAUAAAAUCUGGUGGUUUUGUUCCAAGCCGAGCGUUGUCCCCCAGACCUAUCAUUGACCGUUUGCCUUAUCUAUCUUGCAGUCUGAAGUGUACCAGGAAAGAAGGGGAUGGGGAGAAGGGAGAGAAAACAGAAAUCCUUUCAACUCAAGGUGACCAUCUCCACUUCACCCCCAGGUGGGAGUUGACUAAGUCAGCUCCAUCUGGAGGGAAAGAACAGGCUUAGGCAAGGGAUAACUAGCUCUUGGGCCCGUCGUUAGUCUGGAUGGAGCCGAGGACAUAGGAGAACCCCAGCCCCUGUGCACUGGGUGGGUCAGCCCUGCCAGCACGCCAUCCCUUGGGGACUGGUGCCAGAGCUCUUCCUUGAACCGCACUUACUGGGAUCCUGUGGCAGAGGGCUGGCGGCUCCAGGGCUGGAAUCUGGACUCAUUGUGCCACCGAGGCCUCCUGAGGCUCAUUGCUUCAGGUGCUCCAUGGCAGGAGAAGACAUCCAUGUGCUCAGUAUGGCUCUCCCAGUGUGGGAGUGCUGAGAAUUCAGCCCUCUGCUCGCACAGGAGCUGCAGGAACGCACUUGAGUCUUAGGUAGUUUUGUAUAUGUGUGUAUGUCUGUAUGCGUGUGCGUUUUAAUCAUGUAUAUUUAACUCUUUAAAAUCUGUUAGUUUUUAAUUUAUCCUGUAAAUUUCUGUGUAUAUAUAAUUUAAUAACAAAAAACCUCCACCAGCAGCAGCAUGUGGAAGAUUCAGAUUUGUUAAAGUUGUUCCUCUUCCCAUCCCUUCCCCCAUCCUCCCUCCAGGCUGUCCUGGAAACCCUAACACACAUGUAGCUUGAGGCAUUUCUUGA
Messenger RNA from Trichosurus vulpecula (common brushtail), 3270 nucleotides. It is a transcript of the gene HMGXB4, whose product is annotated as HMG-box containing 4. Bases 585 to 2099 code for a protein of 504 amino acids. NCBI's taxonomy places the organism in Eukaryota, Metazoa, Chordata, Mammalia, Diprotodontia, Phalangeridae. The transcript is spliced from 12 exons. The record is from RefSeq and is a predicted model, not a curated record.